This is a messenger RNA of Budorcas taxicolor (takin), 1653 nucleotides long. Its product is annotated as septin-4. The record is from RefSeq and is a predicted model, not a curated record. Gene Ontology annotation, cellular component: septin complex; sperm annulus; septin ring. Gene Ontology annotation, biological process: regulation of exocytosis; cytoskeleton-dependent cytokinesis. Lineage: Eukaryota; Metazoa; Chordata; Mammalia; Artiodactyla; Bovidae. The transcript has 12 exons. Bases 131 to 1507 code for a protein of 458 amino acids. Gene Ontology annotation, molecular function: GTP binding; GTPase activity; molecular adaptor activity.
CCCGCCCCCAGACUGUCCGCUCUCGGGGUGGCGGGAGGGGGCUGGCGGUGCGGCGAGGUCGGCGAGCAGCUCCGGCCGCGGGUCGCUCGGGCGCUGUCCAGGCGGAGCCGGCCCGGCCCGGGCUGCAGCCAUGAUCAAGCGCUUUCUGGAGGACGCGGAUGACGCAGAACUGAACAAGUUCGUGACGGAUUUCCCAGGAAGCGAGACCUACCACCCACCAGAGGCCAAGACCUUGGUGCCCAGGCCCCAAAUCCAGGAGCCGAGGCCCCAGGCUUCAGACCUCUGCCAGGAUGACCUGGAGUUCAAAUCCCCCUCGUGGCCCCAGCCCUCUGACAGCCAGCAGUACUUCUCUGCCUCAGCCCCCCUCAGCCCCUCAGCCCGGCCCCGCAGCCCGUGGGGCAAGCUCGAUCCCUAUGACUCCUCCGAGGAUGACAAGGAGUACGUGGGCUUUGCGACCCUCCCCAAUCAAGUCCACCGGAAGUCUGUGAAGAAAGGCUUUGACUUUACCCUCAUGGUGGCAGGAGAGUCGGGCCUGGGGAAGUCCACGCUGGUCAACAGCCUCUUCCUCACGGAUCUGUACCGGGACCGGAAGCUCCUCAGCGCAGAAGAGCGUAUCAUGCAGACGGUGGAGAUCACUAAGCACGCCGUGGACAUAGAAGAGAAGGGCGUGAAGCUGCGGCUCACCAUUGUGGACACACCAGGUUUUGGGGACGCCGUCAACAACACAGAGUGCUGGAAGCCUGUGGCCGAAUACAUUGACCAGCAGUUUGAGCAGUAUUUCCGAGACGAGAGUGGCCUGAACCGCAAGAACAUUCAAGACAACAGGGUGCACUGCUGCCUGUACUUCAUCUCGCCCUUCGGCCACGGGCUCCGGCCACUGGAUGUUGAAUUUAUGAAGGCCCUGCAUCAGCGGGUCAACAUCGUGCCUAUCUUGGCCAAGGCGGACACACUGACACCUCCUGAAGUGGAGCGCAAGAAACGCAAAAUCCGGGAGGAGAUUGAGCACUUUGGAAUCAAGGUCUACCAAUUCCCAGACUGUGACUCUGAUGAGGAUGAGGACUUCAAAUCACAGGACCUGGCCCUAAAGGAAAGCAUCCCAUUUGCUGUCAUUGGCAGCAACACUGUGGUAGAGGCCAGAGGGCGUCGAGUUCGGGGCCGGCUCUACCCCUGGGGCAUCGUGGAAGUGGAAAACCCAGGGCACUGCGACUUUGUGAAGCUGAGGACAAUGCUGGUGCGUACUCACAUGCAGGACCUGAAAGACGUGACGCGGGAGACACAUUAUGAGAACUACCGGGCACAGUGCAUCCAGAGCAUGACCCGCCUGGUGGUGAAAGAACGGAAUCGCAACAAACUGACUCUAGAGAGUGGUACCGACUUCCCCCUUCCUGCCGUCCCACCAGGGACAGAUCCAGAAACUGAGAGGCUGAUCCGAGAGAAAGAUGAGGAGCUGCGGCGGAUGCAGGAGAUGCUGCACAAAAUCCAGAGACAGAUGAAGGAGACCCAUUAGCUGACCCUGAAUAUUUAAACGCCGCCUCUUCGUCCUGCCUAUGUCGGCCCCUCCCAGCACCAGCUCUGCUCAGGCCCCUGCAGCUACUGCCACUUCGCCUUACAUCCCUGCUGCCUCCCCAGAGACUCAGAGGAAAUAAAGUUUAA